AUGGCUGGCCAGGCAUCCAUCAAGUGCCGGAAGUACAUGCAGGAUGGCAAGAACCCGCUGCUGCAGCCCUGGAAGGGUGUGAGGUCAGAGGACCUGAUUGUGGAUGCCCUGCUAGGCAUCACGCUCUUCAAGGCGAGUUUUGCUGCCGCGCGUGCACUUGCUGCAGGUGUGAUGGGUGGCCGCUUCCGCUCUGUCAUGCCUAGCGACUUGGCCAACGUGGGGGCCAUCGCCAGGGAGAGCCUGCCCGCCCCCAGCGUGGAGUAUGCCACUGAGGCCAACCGGGUGGAGCUGCGGCGUCUGUUCACCAGGGAUGGGUGCCAUCACUGCGGCACGCGGCGGGGAGCCGUGAUUGGCGACCACAUGCCACCCAACAAGCAGGUGCAGCAGUAUGUGCACACGGCUCGGCGCUCGCUGCUCAACCUUCCAUUCGUCAAGCAGCUUGCCAGUGCUAUGAACAUCCCCACGGCCCCGCCGCGGCAGCGCUUCUACCCCCAGUGCACCAGCUGCUCGCAGAAGCAGUCAGCGGCUAUCCGCAACAACAAGCUGACGCUGGUCUUCCACGAGGUGCUUCACCACGGCGGCAAGAGCCAGGCCUGGCACUUUGCCGGCGCCUUCCUGGGCAUGCGGCACUACCACGGCAGCGACGGCGGCAGGAAUGGGAGCAAGGGCAAGAAUGGCGGCGCCCGGGGCAUGCGGAGAAGCUAG
Chlorella variabilis is the source of this 705-nucleotide messenger RNA. RefSeq lists its product as hypothetical. The record is from RefSeq and is a predicted model, not a curated record. NCBI's taxonomy places the organism in Eukaryota, Viridiplantae, Chlorophyta, Trebouxiophyceae, Chlorellales, Chlorellaceae. The transcript is spliced from 6 exons. Bases 1 to 705 code for a protein of 234 amino acids.